Molecule: messenger RNA, 5090 nt
Organism: Mercenaria mercenaria
Lineage: Eukaryota; Metazoa; Mollusca; Bivalvia; Venerida; Veneridae
Exons: 5
Coding region: 52-1206 (384 amino acids)
Source: RefSeq, a predicted model, not a curated record
GUAACAGUUUCAUGAAUAGUGAGUGACUUCCGGAUACGCAGAGGGAUCGCAAUGUCAAGUGGCGGGGUAUCAGAGGACAGCGAUCCUCUGGGUGCAGAGGCUAGUGGUACAUCCCCAACGAGUGUUACAGCGGGGACAGACGACACUGUUAGAGACCAACAAUGUCCCCAAGAACCGUCAUGUAGAUAUAGAGAACUAGAAGUGCCACAAAAACUUUGCAAGGAUUCUGAGAUAGAGAAGAGACUUGAAGAAUUAGCAAAGAAUGCCACUCCUGCUCAAGGACCUGCUUUACAAGACGACCAGAAAAGAUGGCUUAUCAUCGGGAUAUGUUUACAUAGUAUUAUUGCACCAGCCUUGAGGAAGUAUGUGCCGCCGAUUCUACAAACUGUGUAUGCCUCAUUGAAAACUUCGGACAAUAUCGACAGCCAAACGUUUAGACACUAUCUAAGACGUUACAGACCGACAAACAAAGAACUGAACUACGAAGCCAUCAACGGCAAUGGUACUGUUCAAAAAGUAAAGGGAAAGAACGAUUCGCAGAAGUAUGACUUCAGAGUGCAGAACUGCGUCGACCUAUCUAAACUGUUCCUUCAGACACACAUGGCACACUAUACAGGUUUUGAUGACACGUGCGACACAUCAGCGCUACUGGCACUCGUUAUCAAUAUCGACAAGUUUCCACAAAACUUGCGGACUGCUUCAAAAACGGUACGUGACGAUGUCCGCAACCUAUGGGCUCAUUGUAACUUCAGUGAAUGGGACAACCCGAGAUAUCAGAAUAGUUUCUUGCAAAUGGAACACCUGAUUCAAUGCAUGAAACUACAGAAACAAGAAGAGGUAGACCUCCUGAAGCUGCUGGCGACAUGGAAGACAAACGGUUCUGCGUUACUACAAGGGACCAUUGGAUUCGAGGUGCUGACCGAAGUAAAGAAAGCAACAUCAAUUUUAGCUGAAUAUUGUAAAAUCACAGGAGCUACUGCUGACGAGAACUUUGAAAAUAUCUACAGGGUUUUGACAAAUGUAUGUUCAAAUUUAGAAUGUUUAAAACAGAUAGUUUACACAAUGGAAACAGAUCGCAAGAAAUAUUGGGAAAAACUUAAAUCUCUUCAACAGAAAGUCGACAGCCUGUCGUCGAAAGAGGAUUCAAGCAAUGAAAUACACCAUUUUUAUACACCUGGUAGGAUAAAAAACAUUUGUUGGCCGUGAAAAGGAACUUGAGCAGAUAAAUUUAAAGUUCAGGGCGAACGAUGAGAGGACAUAUACACAAGCAAUUUGCGGUCUAGGAGGAAUGGGCAAAACCACGCUGGCGAUAGAGUAUGCCUGGAAAUUUCGGGACUGUUAUCCGAGCGGAGUCUUUUGGGUAUUAGUAGAAAACGACGACACGCUUCUCAAUUCUUUUCAGUACCUAGCUGUACGGCUUGGAAUUGAUUCGGCUGAUGGAAAAGAUGCAAUGAGAAAAACAAUGCACAUGUUGUCCUGUUGUAAAACUAGGUUGCUCUUGGUCGCUGAUAAUCUCGAUAGUGACACAGUAACUGAACUUAUGGCAGAAUUAUUGUCAAGUGUAUGGAGGCUUGAUACUAAAAUACACGUUAUAAUAACGUCUCGAAGGGAAAAAGUCAGUGCAGUUGAAAUGUUUGAUACAGAUUAUUGCGUAGGAAUGAAUAAACUGACACUGGCACAAGGUAGAGAUUUUAUGAAAACACGAACAGGAAUAAACACAAAUGAUAAAACAAUAGAAGAGUUUGUAGAAGAAUUAGGAGGAUUACCACUUGCUCUGGAGCAGGCUGCAGCACACAUCAAAAUGUUGCAAUGUUCCUUCGAAGAAUAUUUGGAUGCAUUCCGGGAAAAACGUUUGAAACUUCGUCAAGCUAAACGAAAAGGUGGUCAUUUUCAUGAGUCCGAGGAACGGUUAACAGUUCAUACAACUUGGAAAAUGAACAUUGAUCAAAUUAUAAAACAUUCAGAAAAGGAAGGUCUUGGUACAGCCGCUACCACUGUGAUGGAAAUAAUUGCUGUUGUACCUCUGCCGGAGUUUCCGUUAAGCCUGUUGAAUACUGGUGAGCCAGACAUUCUAACAGUAGAUGGCAGAAAUGUAGAUAAUGCUCAAACAAUAUUGAAAGAUUUACAUAGUGCAAUGAACAGUAAACUAAAAAAGAAACAAGCUGUUGAGAUUCUGACAAGAUUUUCUGUUGUGGACAGGGAACAAUCAGAUGAACUGACAAUGCAUCGAUUGGUUAAAAAACUAUUAAAGAAACCAUGGAUGAUGAAAAGGUGACAAUGCUCGUGCGUUGUGCUUACGGAAUGGCUGGCAAAGCCGCCAGGAAAAGUAAAGAGGAAUGUGUAGAUGCUACAAAGCUUUCAGACGUACUGAAAAUAAGAAGGAAAGAAGCAAUACAAGCUAUUAACAUACAGACGAUAAAGGCGAUACUAGCUAUUGAUAUAACAGGGAGAGAAUCAAAACAAGCUAUCAGUUGCUUUUUGAAUACACCUUAUGCCUAAUAUCUGUACCAAUAAAAACUUGGUCAGAAUGUUUGAAAUAUUAUAAUGUUGAAUAGUUAAAACUACCCACACGGUCACUUGAUCUAUUAAACCGGUACCUGUAAACCCUUCUCAGUACAACUCAAUACAAUACAAUAUCCAUUUAUUUUCUCAUUUCAUAUGAACAUAUGACAGAAUAAGGAUACAAUAUAACAAAUGUUUGAACGAGGCUGUUACAUGUGUUAACAUUACAAAAUAAUAAGAGAAAAAAAAAAGAAACAAAUAUUCUUCUAGCAUUUUACAAAACAUACAUAUGUAUAUAUACUAUUACAUGUGUAGUAAUAUGUAGUUUAAAUCAAUACGGCAAAUAUUAAUAUGAAGAUGAUUAUCUUAAGAGGUCUAAUUCUGCUGGCAAAUUUUCAUGGCCCUUAAUUUGAUAUACAAUUAAAAUAUUAUGAACUCAUUAAAACUGAAUCUGACAUAUUUAAUGAGACCAUUUAAUGAGACCAUUAAUCAUUUUUUAUCAAUUAACGGCCAUUAACAAAGUAUUAAAAAAAUAAUUGUCCCAUUAGUUCUUACUAAUUAAUGUGGAAUUAAGGGGUACUUUUUAAUGGCAUAUUAAUUAUGAAUUAUAGGGGGAUAUGCUUAGCACCUUGUAUGUAUAAAUUGUACUGUGCAGUGUUAAACAAUAGGUUGUCAAAAUGGGUUGAGGAUAACAAUAUCCUGGCUGAUGAACAGAAUGGGUUCCGGAAAAAUAGGAGCACUGUUGAUCACCUUUCGUCAUUAACCAACUUAGUUGAUAGUCGUAUUAAGAAAAAAUUGUCAACCUUCUGCGCUUUCAUAGAUUUUCGAAAAGCAUACGACUUGAUUGAUAGAAAUCAGUUAUGGGAAAAUUGUAUAACUAUGGAGUGAAAGGAAAAAUGUUAAAUGCUUUGAGAUCUUUGUAUAGCUCAGUUAAGUCUUGUAUUAGACUAAAUGGGGUCAAUAGUGAUUGGUUCAAUGUGAAGACAGGUUUACGUCAGGGAUGUAGUUUAUCCCCAAUUUUGUUUAAUCUGUUCAUAAAUGACCUAGUAAAUAAUGUUAAACUGCUGAAUGUUGGUAUAGACAUUGGUGAAGACGAAAAGCUAUGUAUACUUUUGUAUGCCGACGACAUUGUUCUAGUAGCGGAGAGUGAGACAGAUUUGCAGUUGUUGCUUGAUGUCCUUAGUGUCUGGUCCGAGACAAAUAAUAUGUCUGUCAAUGCAACAAAAAGCCAAGUUAUCCAUUUCAGGACAAAGAGUGAACCUCGAAGUAAUAUUGCUUUUUGCUGUGGCCCACAUACACUAGCUGUUGUUGAUAAAUAUGUCUAUUUAGGCCUUACUCUAACUGAACAUUUGGACUAUGGAAUAACUGCAAAAUUUGUUGCACAGUCUGCUGGUAGAGCUCUAGGCUUGCUUAUUGCUAGAUGUAAUAAAUUAGGCGGUAUGCCUUUCGAUGUAUUUUCUAAGUUAUAUGAUAGUCUUGUAUGGCCUGUUAUUGCUUACGGUGCCUCUAUUUGGGGGGAAAGGUCGUAUUCCUGUGUUGAUGCUAUUCAGCAUAGGGCUAUGAGGUUUUUCCUCGGUGUAGGGCGAUAUACGCCGACCGGUGCAGUAUCAGGCGAUAUGGGUUGGACACCGCCACUCGCUAGACAGUGGAUUAGCAUUGAUAAUUUCAUUGUUCGUAUGAGUAAAAUGGAUAAUAACAGGUUGAAUAAAAGAAUUUUUGUAUAUCUAGACAAGAUUGGUAACUACAGAUGUAGGAAUUGGAAUUUUAGAGUUAAAACAUUGUUACGUAAGAUGAAUUGUUCAGAAUUUAUUGUAAAUAAUGAGACAACUAUUAAUAAAAGAGAACUCAAUACCAAAGUUACAGAUUACAUAAUGAAUGAUUUUAAAAAUAAUUGGUUACAAAAUGUCAAUAGAAUUAAUGGAAUUAAUGGAAGAGGAGGUAAUAAGUUAAGAAAGUAUAAGUUAAUUAAACAGGAUUAUGGUGUAGAAACUUAUUGUAAACUCAUUAUGUCUAGAUCUCACAGGGCUGCCUUUGCAAAAUUUAGAGCCGGUGUUGCCCCGUUGAGAAUUGAAACUGGGCGGUAUGAAAACUUGCCUGUUGCUGCUCGAACUUGUCCAUUUUGUGUGUCUUUAGUUGAAGAUGAAAUACAUACUCUGUUCUUUUGUCCAAUGUAUAAUGAUCUACGUAAUUUACUAUUUGAAAAAGCUGUACAUCUAAAUGUAGAUUUUGGAAAUAUGACAGAGGAAGAAAAAUUCAUACUUCUGUUUACAAAUGAUGAUAUUAUAAGAGAUUGUGCAAAAACCUGCUUUUUAAUUUUACAACGGCGUCAGACAUUUUUGUGCAAGUAAUGUGGGAGAAUGUUGUGGGAGAAUUAAUAUUGUUUGUUGUCUUCUUAUGAAUGCUUCGGGGCAGAAUGAGUCGGAAUCUUGGUUCCCCCAUGAUAUUGUCCUCACAUGUGGCACAUAUUUCAUAAUGAACAUGUGUACAUAACAGUAAGCUUUUAGACAGUACAAUAUAUCUUAGUGUAUAUAGAAGUGGUUUUAAUAGAAGAAUUGUUUUAACGAUGAAUAAAUGUAUAAUGUAUAGUC